AUGCUCCCGAGUCUGCUGCUGCCAGUCGCCGCCGCGUUGGUCGAACGAACCGUUGCUCAGGCGUACACCUCCAAUACAACCUCGGUCUACUAUGCCCCAGGCGUGCCCGUCGAUGUGCCCGUCGAGGGAGAUUACACAGACUAUCUGCGCCCAAAGGUGCAUUUCAGCCCUCCACGAUAUUUCAUGAAUGACCCCAACGGCAUGCACCGCGAUGCCUCGGGACUUUACCACUUGUACUAUCAGUACAACCCACUCACCACAGUAGCGGGCAAUCAGCAUUGGGGUCAUGCCACAAGUCGAGAUCUGUACACCUGGGAGAAUCAAAAGAUUGCCAUCUUCCCUCCGAACAACUAUACGUAUGUCUUCAGCGGCUCCGCUGUCCUCGACCCGAACAAUACCUCCGGUUUCUUCCCUCAGCAGAGCAACGGCGUAGUGGCAAUCUACACCCUUGCAGAGUAUCCCGACGGCCAGCAGGGCGUUCAAUCUCAGGCAAUCGCGUACAGUCGUGAUGAUGGCUAUACUUUCGAGCCGUACGAAGGCAAUCCGGUCCUGGACAUCAACUCCACCCAGUUCAGAGACCCAUACGUGACUUGGCACGGAGAAACUUCCAACUGGGUCAUGGUGGUGGCCUACGCAGCUGAAUACGUGAUUGGUGUCUUUACCUCCCCUGAUCUUAAGGAGUGGACGCAUGCAAGCAACUUUACGAAGCACGGAUAUCUCGGAACACAAUACGAGUGUCCGAACCUUGUUCAUCUACCCAUGGAGGGCCAGGACGAGCCCGUGUGGAUGCUCGUAAUCUCCAUCAACCCAGGUGGUCCUCGAGGAGGAAGCAUAUCGCAGUACUUCGUUGGCGACUUCAAUGGCACGCACUUUGAGCCAUACGAUAGCGCCACUCGAUUCACAGACUUCGGGAAGGACAACUACGCCGCUCAGUACUUCAAUGGUAUAGCUGCCAAUGAGCCACAGAUCGCUCUCGGCUGGGCCUCCAAUUGGCAAUACACCCAGCUGGUUCCUACCGGCCUUGAGACGCACGGCCAAUUCCGUAGUGCCAUGAGUGUUCCCCGGUCACACCAUAUCGCCAACGUCUCAGCACGCGGCUACGACCUCAUCUCGGCGAUUCACGACAUCUCGCCCGUUAUCGAGUCCGAAUUGGCAUACAACAGUAGUCUUGGUAACGGUUCUGUUCUGGUUGAUUUCUCCACGGUCGAAUCUGGCGCCAUUUACCUCGAGGCGAACAUCACCGGCUUGACUUCUUCCACCCUGCGCGGAACCGCCAACUUCACCAUCAGCUCUUCGAUUUCCGGCGAGUAUAUUCAAGGAGGUAUCAACGCCGCCGGCAGCCCCGGGAUCUGGAUCGAUCGUGGCCACGUUGGUGGGUUUGACAACCCGUAUUUCACGGACAAAUUCUCCGAAGAAGGACUCUUUGGGCCGUCCACAAAUGGCUCCUGGAGCAUGAGUCUGGUGUAUGACAACUCGGUCAUAGAGCUGUUCUUGAACGGUGCGCAGGCUGCGGGUACUUUGACAUUCUUCCCAAAUCGGCCGCUGGACACUCUGGCGAUCUAUGUUGGUGGACUUCCAGACACGGCAUCGUCCAGUGUGGCCGCUUGGGGAUUGAAAAACACUUGGGCGGCUCAGGCAAAUGCGAAUGGUACCGUAGUCGGCAAUGUCACGCAGAUCGAGCAGGCCAGGAGGUGA
Molecule: messenger RNA, 1695 nt
Organism: Zymoseptoria tritici IPO323
Lineage: Eukaryota; Fungi; Ascomycota; Dothideomycetes; Mycosphaerellales; Mycosphaerellaceae
Gene: MgSUC3
Product: putative beta-Fructofuranosidase
Exons: 7
Coding region: 1-1695 (564 amino acids)
Biological process (GO): sucrose catabolic process
Cellular component (GO): fungal-type vacuole
Molecular function (GO): sucrose alpha-glucosidase activity
Source: RefSeq, a predicted model, not a curated record